Messenger RNA from Selaginella moellendorffii, 536 nucleotides. RefSeq names its product protein AE7. NCBI's taxonomy places the organism in Eukaryota, Viridiplantae, Streptophyta, Lycopodiopsida, Selaginellales, Selaginellaceae. The transcript has 5 exons. The coding region runs from base 9 to 482 and encodes 157 amino acids. Gene Ontology annotation, biological process: iron-sulfur cluster assembly. The record is from RefSeq and is a predicted model, not a curated record.
UAUAUGUCAUGGCGCUCCAGAAUGCGAAUCCGGUGAUCCAUGAGCGCAAGGCGACGCGGCGGCAGCGCCCUUCUAUCGGAGACGAGAGCGCCGCGGAAGAAAUCGACGCCUUGGAGGUUUUUGAGCACUUGAGGGAUAUCCGCGAUCCGGAGCAUCCAUACUCGCUGGAGCAGCUAAAUGUGCUCGCUGAAGAGGGGAUCGAAGUGGACGAUAAGCAAAGCUAUGUGAGGGUCACAUUUACUCCCACAGUCCAGCACUGUAGCAUGGCAACGCUGAUUGGACUGUGCAUUCGAGUGAAGCUCAUGCACUCUCUUCCACCUCGCUUCAAGGUGGAUAUAAGAGUGGCACCAGGUUCUCACUCUACCGCGGCUGCGGUGAACAAGCAACUUAAUGACAAGGAGCGCGUUGUAGCGGCAAUGGAGAACCCAUACUUGGCUCAAACCGUGCGGGAUUGCCUAGCUCCUCCAGAAGAGUACGAGUGAGUGGAACUCUCAUCUUGUAAGUUCCCAAGAAAUAGAUCUUCUCAAGUUCGCAGA